UAGUUAAAUACGAAUAAUCGGGUUUUAAAAUUUUAGCCAUUAUUCUUUUAAGUAUAUUCAUCUUAUAUCCAAAACACUGUGUUUUACAGAAAUUAGCACAAUAAAAUAUAUAUGCGCCUUUGUUUAGCCGGUCAGCGGAUGUCUCACAUAGUGUGGUAGGUUCUAUUUUUUGUUCUAAAAAAAAUAGCUUCUGACUUGAGAAGGUUUUUCUUCAUUUUUGUAAAAGUGAGACAAAUUUUGUGCACCCAAGACCAUGAUACCAUGGUCCAGUACAGUCCUUGUUUUGAUUAUUGCGUGGAGUUUUCCCGUAAGAUCCCUGGAUGCCUCUGACGAUCCGUAUGAUAUUUUGGGCGUCAGUAGAACAGCUUCGCCGAACGAUGUAAAAAGAUCGUACAAGAAACUGGCUAGAAACUGGCAUCCAGACAAGAACAAUGAUCCUACAGCACAAGAAAGAUUUAUUAAAAUUAAUCAAGCAUAUGAGAUUUUAUCUGAUGAGGGAAAGAGAAGAGACUUUGAUAACUUUGGGCAUGAAGCACCAAAUAGACAGAGAAGCCAAGGCCAGCCCUUCUUUGAUGCACACAGUGGUUUCAGUUUUUUCUUCAAUGAUAACCCAUUUUCUCACUCAAGUCAGUCCAAUGCUGACCAUGUCACAGCCAAGGCAUUUGAUACUUUGAUAAUUCCAGCAAGUUAUGAGAAACCUUACAUACUGGAGGUUAUAUCCAACUGGUGCAUGGCAUGUAUGCAAAUAGAAAGUGUAUGGGAAUCUACUGCAAAUGACCUAAAGAGCCUUGGUGUUGGUAUUGGUGUAAUCAAUGUGAAUAGAAGUCCCCGCCUUGCUGAUCAACUCAGCAUUGAUGGAGUACCAAGGAUUAUUGGUGUUUUGAAUGGAAAGCUGACUUAUUACAAUCAGAGAAUGUCACCAGAUGGGAUUAAGGAAUUUACCAAUGGACUCUUCCCAUAUAGCUUAGUGCACAGGGUUUCCAGUAAAACGUCAGACAUAUUUCUGAAAACAGAUGACAAUAAGCCAAAAGUGCUUCUCUUCUCACCCAAGAGCUCACCAUCUCUGCUCUACAAUCUGGUUGCAUUUAGCAAUCAAGAGAGACUGUCAUUUGGAUUUGUGAGCAUGUCAGGUCAAGAUGGUGAAAAAUUGAGGCGCAAAUUCAGAGUGAUGGCAAAAGAACCAACAGUUAUGAUAUUCAAAGAAGAAUCAGCUGUACCAGAAGUUGUUUUUGAGGCAACAGACCUUAAAAGUGGAAAGUUACGCGAGAUGGUCUCUGCUAACAAGUACCUGAAUCUUCCACGACUAACCACGCAGAAAAUCUUUGAUGAGCUCUGCCCUGAUGAGAGAUUUAGAUCACAAAGGAAGUUAUGUGUGAUCCUCUUUACCAAACGGGGAUCCCAUGACAAUGAGAAAGCAGCCCUUCGGAAUUUUGCCAAGGAUUCACAUUUCCCAGAUGAUAGAGUUCACUUUGUGUACAUCCACGAAGACGUUCAAACCAGGAUAGUGUCUGCCAUGAGAGAGGGGCUUGAUGCAGCGACAAGCAAGAAUAGAACUGCGCUAAAGCUUGCCAUCCUGUGGAACCCGGGAAAUGGAGAGGCCCGCUACACCUGGCUACCAGGAGGGUGGUAUGUUACCCGUUCCACAGCACUGGUGGACAAGUUGAAGCAUUUGAUUGAGGAUGUUAUUGGUGGAUCUGGAAAACUUAAAUACAGCACUCGCCUUCCUGUGCUCUAUAAUGAGGAUGCUCCGAGCCCUCAAGCCAGAAUUGUUGCUAAAUUGCGAGAUUUUAUCAGCUUUGUGUUGGAGUUUUUUGCAAGGAAGGACAGUUCCUCAAUUAUUACUCUAGUACUGGGACUUGGUUUAAUUAUUGUUAUGAGUAUCUUUCUUCCCCAAGGAGACCCACACAAGAAGAAACGACCUGACCCUUCUGAUUCUCAUGCUGUUGACCCUUUUAACAAUAUUGCACUUGGCUUUAUCGAACUAAACCGUUACACAGACUUAACCCUACUUAGGGAGGCUCCCCCUGGCCAGCUGACCGUCGCUAUCCUUUUGGAUGCGGUCACCACUGAGGAUGCCGUCAAGUCACCUCUAUUGAAGGCAUUUGACGAAGUUGUUCACAGUUGUUCAGGGAAGUACAGUAUAUUGUUCAAGUAUGUCUGGCUAUCAAUACCAGACAAUCUGGAAUGGUGCACUGAAGUCAUGGAAGUCAACAAAUUUGGCGAAGUCAUCCCUGGAACUGUCCUCGCCAUGAACGGUCCAAGAAAAUACGUCAUGACUUUCAAACCUACGGACUUGACGAAAAGUCAGUAUUUCAAGAGCCAAGGCGGGGACCUGAUGGGUUUUAACGACAGCGACGAGAGUGAUGAAGAAGGUCAUGUUGAUGAAUGGAGUGCCUACGAGAGAAAACGACAGAAAGUACUGAGUCUGUCCCUGCGGAGAGAGCUGCCGAGGUGGCUGGAGAAAUUGAGCGAGGGUUUGAUUAAGAAGGUUAAAUUGGACGAGUGGCCUGUCAUGGAUUAGGAAUUUUAUUAUUAUUAUAUAUGUACAUAUUAGUAUUUAUCAGUACUUGCAUAACCAGAAUGCUUUUAAAGUUGGGGCGAGGUACAGAAUGAUAUAGAGUGGACGGCGCACACACCCAACACCGUGUUCGAUAUCAAACAUGCCCUUGCUAAACUCUUGUUAUUAUUUCAAUCAAUAUUUAUUAAGGGACGGACCAAUAGAAAUAUCUUCAAGACGUACUUACUUACUAAGCCUUUCCUUUGUCAUUUGUUCAGUUUUCCUUCAUCUUUUUUCCAGUUUUUAAAAUCGUGGAUUAAUUUCGUCUACGUCACUUGUUCCUUGUCCCCCCACCCCUUACUUUUCUAAUAGUCCGUCCCUUACACAAAGAAGAGCGCAAUUCCAAAUCCCAUAAUAUAUUGUAUCACGGACUCACCUGAUAAUAGAGAACCAUGCAUAACAUAAGAAUUAUUAAUUGGCUUUCCUCGUUAUAUGCCUUGUCAGGGCUCAUUGUUUGUACGGUGUUCUAUAAGUAAAUAAAACUUUUUUUUCUAGAAUUUCCAACUUCUUAGACCGUGGUUUUCAAAAUCCCGCGAAAUUCUUUUUAGUUUAUUUAGUACUAAUACACUGUAAUGUCAUAAUGUAAUGUCACUGUUAUCUUUUGUUCUGGCUUGACAAGUACACUUUAACAAUUACAUUUUGUUUCACGGGAUUUUGAAAACCACUCUAUCAAAAGGCAGAUAAAACUCAAAAUACCGCUACUGAUUGUCCUUUCCUAUGUCACAUCUGUGGAAUGUUCUGGAAAUUUGUGCGCGUGCAUUCUAGUCUCUGAUUGAUGGGGUUGUGUGCGCCUAACGCCUACCAAAUCCCAAAAAUUCAUUCCGAAAUUCUCGUAUCGCAAUCCGAGACGCGCAAAAAGGUAAGGUAAAAUUGAAUCAUUUCUCUUUUCGACUAAUAUGGACUUGAGACUACCAGCCGAAGAAUAUUCAAGAUAGCUUUUAAAGUACAUAAGAGUACUUCGAAAAGGCCGCUCGGUUUCUCUUUCUGUGUCGAGCAAAGAAAACGAGCUACACAAAUAGCUCUGCGCCUGAUGGAAGUUAAAGUUGUCAAUUAAACAAUGCUUUUAACCCA
Messenger RNA from Nematostella vectensis (starlet sea anemone), 3628 nucleotides. Its product is annotated as dnaJ homolog subfamily C member 16. The record is from RefSeq and is a predicted model, not a curated record. The transcript is spliced from 12 exons. The coding region runs from base 254 to 2521 and encodes 755 amino acids. NCBI's taxonomy places the organism in Eukaryota, Metazoa, Cnidaria, Anthozoa, Actiniaria, Edwardsiidae.